Messenger RNA from Prunus armeniaca (apricot), 279 nucleotides. The record is from the annotation of a GenBank genome assembly. NCBI's taxonomy places the organism in Eukaryota, Viridiplantae, Streptophyta, Magnoliopsida, Rosales, Rosaceae.
AUGUCAUGUCUGCCUAUUGGCAAAGGCUUUGCUGAUGGGUUUGGAGGUUGGAUGAGGGCUCUCCUUCUCGUUCUGUCGCCGACAUGUCUGAUGGUAUUGAUGGGCUGGAAGAUGUCUUCAAGCUCCGUCGUCAUCCUACCAAAUCAGUUGGGUGCUCACGGAGGUGCCGUAGUUGACUUGCCGAUCAACAAGGGUGUUGCCAAUGGUUUUGGAGGUUGGAUGGGAGCUGUCCGCAUGAUUUGUCGUCAACUUGCCGAUCGGCAAGGUCGUUGUCACUAG